AUGUCUCGAAACAGCGAAUCCGGCUACUCUUCAGACGAAAACGUCAUCUCUCCCCAAGAGCAAAUCGCCAAAGAUCAGCGACGAUUCUCGAAGACUUACGAUGUCGAGGAAGAAAUGAUGCGCUCUGCUAACGGAAUCCUUUACACUGGCAAGCACAUCUCUUCUGAAACUCCAGUCGUCAUCAAGCAGAUUCCUCGAGGAAAGAUCUCCCAGUUCAAGCAAGUUCAAGAACGAGCUGUCCCCAGCGAAAUCUACUACCAUUUCAAAGCGGCUCAAGCAUCCGAGUUUGUCGUACAGCCUUUUGACUGGUACGAGCGACGAUCUUCCUUCGUCCUUGUUAUGGAGAGACUCGACGGCUUCAUCGACCUCUUCGAAUUCUCUAAGAAACACGGUGCUAUCAACGAAGAAGCAGUCCGAAUCAUCGCCGGCCAAUUGAUCACCUGUUGCAUGGAGCUCUCCCGUGCCGGCAUCUGCCACCGCGACAUCAAAGACGAGAACAUCCUCAUCCACCCAGAGACUCUCGAAAUCCGCCUCAUCGACUUCGGAUGCGCCAGCCGAGAAGACAACUGCUACACCACCGCCCGCGGAACCCCCUCUUACUGGCCGAUCGAAUACUUCCAGAACCGACUUCUCAGCGCCGGGCCACUCACUGUCUGGAGCAUUGGAGCAGUCAUUUACAUCCUUCUCACUGGAAACUGGGAAACAGACCAGACCGGGCUUAUGCGACGAAACUUCCUCGCUGAGCGGACUCUUAACAAAUACACUGUCGCCCUUCUCGACCGAAUCUUCUGCCCAGACCCGAUGAGCAGAAUUACAAUGGAGGAACUACUCAAUUGUGGAUGGUGCUGA
This is a messenger RNA of Oikopleura dioica, 849 nucleotides long. The record is from the annotation of a GenBank genome assembly. Lineage: Eukaryota; Metazoa; Chordata; Appendicularia; Copelata; Oikopleuridae.